AUGUGGUUGACGGAUCUUCAGAAAAUUGGCGUCGCCGCCACCUCGUUUGGAGCGCUGUUCAUGAUGCUGGGGGUGAUCAUGUUCUUUGACGGUGCUUUACUCGCGCUAGGAAACGUUGCGUUCCUCAUUGGAAUCACGCUCAUCAUUGGUCCACAACGCACGUUUUACUUCUUCGCUCGGAAAAACAAGAUACGGGGGACGGUAUGCUUCAUUGGCGGGAUCCUCCUCGUGUUCCUCAAGUGGCCAUUCGUCGGGGUGAUCGUGGAGACUUUUGGGUUCUUGAACUUGUUCGGGGAUUUCUUCCCCGUUAUCAUCACUUUCCUAAGACAGCUGCCCUUCGUUGGCCAGCUAUUAUCGCUGCCUUACAUUCGAGUGGUUGUUGACCGCAUAGCAGGGUCAAAUACGUCGGUAGUAUGA
Molecule: messenger RNA, 417 nt
Organism: Gloeophyllum trabeum ATCC 11539
Lineage: Eukaryota; Fungi; Basidiomycota; Agaricomycetes; Gloeophyllales; Gloeophyllaceae
Product: Got1-domain-containing protein
Exons: 5
Coding region: 1-417 (138 amino acids)
Biological process (GO): retrograde transport, endosome to Golgi; endoplasmic reticulum to Golgi vesicle-mediated transport
Cellular component (GO): Golgi membrane; COPII-coated ER to Golgi transport vesicle; endoplasmic reticulum
Source: RefSeq, a predicted model, not a curated record